CAAAUCGGUAAAGCGAUUCCUAGUCUGGGUUUUUGGUUCAGGGUUCCGACUUUUGCUGAGCAUUCGAUUCAUUGGGAGCUCCAUCACCAACUUCGUCCCUCUCUCUGUAACUAAGCCUUAGUUAAAUGGAGGAAGUUGUGCAGAAAUUGCAAGAGGAUGUUCGAGAACUGAGUUUAGGUACGUCUACACGAGUAGAACGAUUGGAUGGUCCACCAUCGCCACUCCGUUUCCUGAGAGACUAUGUCUCACCAAACAAACCUUGCAUUAUCUCCAAUGCUAUUCAACACUGGCCUGCCUUAACUAAUUGGACACAUAAUGAUGAUUAUCUUUCCCAAAAACUAUCUCGAUCAAUUGUAUCAGUUCAUCUCACUCCUGAUGGCCAAGCUGAUGCAUUGGUUCCAUCUCCCACUACUACCAGUACCACCACCACCACUUCACUGUCAUCUCUCUGCUUUGCAUCUGCCCACACCCAACUCAUGCCAUUCCCGGAAGCCCUUCGACUUAUCUCUUCAGGUUCCUCGGAUCCAUUUGUGGCUUAUGCUCAGGAGCAGAAUGAUUGUUUUCGCUCUGAAUAUUCAUCUUUAUCCUCAGAUGUGGAAACUCACAUUCCUUGGGCCACCGAAGCCCUUGGAUGCCAUCCUGAAGCCGUUAACCUAUGGAUAGGGAAUCAUCUAUCAACCACCUCCUUUCACAAAGAUCAUUACGAAAACCUUUACGCUGUUAUCACUGGAGAGAAGCAUUUCUUACUCCUCCCUCCUACUGAUGUUCACCGUUUAUACAUUCACAACUAUCCUGCUGCACGCUACUCUUUAUCUCAGGAUACUAGAGAGUUGACAUUGCAGCUUGAAGAACCCAGACGACAUGUUCCUUGGUGCAGCGUCAACCCUUAUCCUCCUGCUGCAAUUAAGGACCAAGAAGUUUCAAAAUUCCCUUUAUAUUUCAAUGGUCCCAGGCCUUUCGAGUGUACUGUCAAAGCAGGGGAGAUUCUUUAUUUGCCAAGUAUGUGGUUUCAUCAUGUUAAACAGAGUCCAGACAGCAGAGGACGCACCAUUGCGAUAAACUACUGGUACGAUAUGCAGUUUGAUAUUAAAUAUGCAUAUUUCAAUAUGUGGCAGACGAUUCGGUCCCCAUUAUUUUCUAAUACAUUAGCAGUUCUUGAAAAGAACUUUGAUGAUUCGGCCAUUAUAAAUGAGUGAAACGUGAAUGCCUGAAGUACUGCAUGUGUGACUCGAUCAAGCAUGGUAAACAAGGCAUGAUUUACAUGAGGAUGAAUUGCGCUGGUGGUAUACGAAGUAUUAUGUAUUGUUUGCAGAAAAUUCUGUCAUGUCCCAAGCCUAGGAGGAGGGCGCCCAUAUCAUUUCGAUGACGGUAUUUAGCGUAAUCGUUAGUUGGUAGCCUUUAACCAAAUAGGGUUGUCCUUAUCUUUUGUAAUGAGUGGUUUAGAUGUAAGCAUUUAGUGGCGUUGUGGCCGUUAGAUCUAGGGUGGUAUUUUUGGGUAAAGCCUUAUAAACUCAGAGUCUGUAAGAGAAUUCUUUAGCUAAGAAAUUAAUGAAAAGAAUCAGAUCGUU
Molecule: messenger RNA, 1568 nt
Organism: Papaver somniferum (opium poppy)
Lineage: Eukaryota; Viridiplantae; Streptophyta; Magnoliopsida; Ranunculales; Papaveraceae
Product: jmjC domain-containing protein 7
Exons: 6
Coding region: 126-1196 (356 amino acids)
Molecular function (GO): 2-oxoglutarate-dependent dioxygenase activity
Source: RefSeq, a predicted model, not a curated record